CCCGCACGAGUAUUGGGGCUCCUUAAAUUUCACUUUCUUCGGGACGGGAAUCUUUCUUCAUCCAAUUCUACGCCAGAAGCCCCGCGUCUCUUACCCCACUUCCAGCGAAGUGAAGCGUGCUGGGUUUCGCGCUCUCACCUUCCCAGCCCCGAUUCCGAAUAAAAGUCGGGUCUGUGCUUGCGGAAGACUGGAUCUGGGUCGGACGAUGUGGGGUGAUCAUCGACCGAGCGGCGUAGCGAUUCCUUUUAGCGCGUCGCUGCUGAAGGACGCCAGAAGUUUCUCUUUGGUUAGGUUUUAGAGGGCGAUCGCUGGGCGUACAUGCACGGGCAUGUCCUACACGCGGACCGAGGGGCGUGUGGGUGCUUUAAAGACCGUCCUUAUAAACACGAGAGACGGCCAGUCCGGGCGAGCUUUUCCUAAAGCCGCGCUGUGCCUCUGCCCUUGGGCAACCAAUUUGUUCGGCUCGUGUCAGGCACGCUCCCAAAACGGCUUUGUUCACACGGGUCCCCGCGAUAGAGGGAUAAAAAUCCCCCAGCAGCUGGGAAGAGGCCCCAGUUCCUUCAUCCCGGUGGAAGAGAUCUUACAAGAAGGAGUUGAGAGCACCCAGCGACGCCUCUUCGUGGAAGCCUUCGUUUCGACGGGCAGAGUGGAUAACAUCACCAUGGUGAUGGGGCUGCAUCCAGAGUACCUGACAAGCUUCUGGAAGACUCAGUACCUCUUGCUGCGGAUGGAUGGGCCCCUGCCUUACCACAAGCGCCACUACAUCGCGAUCAUGGCAGUUGCCAGGCAUCAGUGUUCCUACCUGGUUGGCUUCCAUAUGGGGGAGUUUCUGCAGGUAGGAGGGGAUCCAGCCUGGCUGCGGGGUUUGCAAUAUGCCCCGCAGAAACUCAGGAACCUGAAUGAAAUCAACAAGAUUCUAGCCCACCGGCCUUGGCUGAUCACCAAGGAGCACAUUGAGGCACUGCUAAAAACAGGGGAAAACAGUUGGUCUCUAGCCGAACUCAUCCAGGCCCUGGUCCUUCUGACCCACUACCACUCGCUGGCCUCCUUCGUGUUUGGCUGCGGCAUCAACCUAGAGAUUGACCAGGAAGCAGGACACAUCUUCCGACCACCUUCGCCACGCAGUUGCGAUAGCAGCCCCAGCUCGGAAGAUGGGACGAACAGUUCCAGUAGUACAGAUGCUAUGGAGGAUGUGGAAGUGCUGAUGGAGAGGAUGAAACUGCUACAGGAGUGCCAGCUGGAGGAGGAAGGCGUCACCCAGGAGGAGAUGGAGACCCGCUUUGAGAUGGAAAAAAGAGAGAGCCUGCUUGUGACUCCCUCAGUAGACACUGCUGAACACUCCCUGCCCCCCAAUGUCCUGUGCUUUGUGGAGGAUCCAGAGUUUGGCUACAAGGAUUUCACUAGGAGAGGAGAGCAGACGCCUCCCACUUUCCGAGCCCAGGACUAUACGUGGGAAGAUCAUGGCUACUCGCUUAUCAACCGCCUGUAUCCUGAUGUGGGACAACUGCUGGAUGAGAAAUUCCAGGUGGUCUACAAUCUGACCUAUAACACCAUAGCUAUGCACAGUGGGGUCGACACGUCCAUGCUCCGGAGGGCUAUUUGGAAUUACGUCCACUGUGUCUUUGGCAUUCGGUAUGAUGACUAUGAUUACAGGGAAGUGAACCAGCUUUUGGAGCGUAGCCUGAAAAUCUAUAUCAAAACCGUAGCCUGCUACCCAGAAAAAACCACUAAAAGAAUGUACACUCAUUUCUGGAGACACUUCAAACAUUCGGAAAAGGUGCACGUCAAUCUGCUUCUUUUGGAGGCCCGCAUGCAGGCGGCCCUAUUAUACGCCCUGCGUGCCAUCACCCGCUACAUGACCUGACUGGACUUGACUCCCCCUGUUCUUGUGCGAGGCAGCCUUGCUCCUGGACAAGGGAGCUUUCUUCCAAAGACUUGUUUCUGGAAUGUCUUGUGAAAAAAUCGAGUUACCUCACCCUUCUACCUGUGGCUGUUUUUGGAAGUGUUUGUGUGGGGAUGGUCUUUUCAGCAGCUCUGCCAAAAGUGACACUGAGGCAGAGGUGGGUUCAGAGUGAACUGUUCCCUUGAUGUGUGAAGGAAACCAACUUCUCUCCCAUCGUCACCUGGUUUCCGUCUGGGGUUUCUUGGUUUUGCCAAUGGUGGCCCAUGGUUUCGAAGCUUGAUGCUGAGGUGGCCAGCUACUGUUGGAAAAUUUGGGAAAGUCAUUGGGUUCCAUGCUGAUGUCUCUUGAUGAUCGGCUUGAUGUGCACCAAAGUUGGCGUAGGCAGCAUUUUGGUGAAUCGUGCAAUGAAUACCCAGUGUCCUGUCUAUGUCUUUUGCAAUGAAGGUGGUCCUGAACCAGCUGAGGCAAAGAUCACCAAAGAGAUCCCUCUGCUAUGGACACGGCAUUGCUCUUUCUCUUUGGUCUCAACUUGCUGCAGAACUUUGAAUGUAGGACUUUGAACAUUUCAAGCGGGUAACCCCUGAAGCUCUCUUAACAGUAGGGGACAGAGAUGUGCCCUGGGUGUGUGGUGAUGGCAAUGGAUGUGCUGGAUUUAAAACAAACUGGUCACUAGUGUAACUGGUGAUUACACUACAUUUCUUCUUUCUAAACUUCAGAUCCCAAGAUGACUGUACUUCAAAUGUUCUCCUUGGGAAUGUGGAAAUCUCUCAGCCACAGAGUGAGUGGUAGCUUGCAGAUGAGGUCAAACUAGAAAAAGAAUGUGGGUUUGUUGUUAGGUUGUCUGGAAUAUUCUCUCCUCCUAUUGUUCCCACCCUCCAAUGAGAGAGAAGACUAUCUUAACAUGGGAUUGAUUUCCCAGAUCAAAAAACUAGCUUAAAGUAUAGGAAUCUCUGUUCCCAAUCCCCCCCAAUCCCCCGAGGACAUCUGCUUCUGUCCUCUUUUUUUUCUUGUCCCUUUUUAAGAAGAUCCGUUCCUGAUGUAAUGCUGUGUUGUUUGGCUGAUCAACAGAUCCCAUUAUCUGCUCUUGCUCAAGUGUUUGAGCUUUGGACAUUGUGAAACUCUUAUCUUCUUUACAGUCUGCUCCCUGCUAUUCUGAAAGCUUGCAUUGUUGGCUUUAGAAAUGGGAAUGUCUCCACCCACCUGUGAAGCCCAUCUCCUUUUCGAUGAGAUAGUAAUGGCAUAGUCCAGACAACUUAGAAAUUUGGUGGCUGGAAGAGAUAUUGUUGAAAGAUCUUCACCUGAUCUAUUCAUGCAGUGAAAUGAGACACUAGACUUGAGAAGUGGUCUGUAUCAUUUCAGAUGAUAGGUGCCAGAAGUGCAAUUUAAACUUUUUCCUACUUUUUUUUAAACCUACCCUCUGUAAUAAAAUAAUUUAGCAUGAAAGAAGCUUGGUUUAGUUUCUUUCUCCUGCGUGCUGGUGUUUUAUUUGCAGGGAAUUUUUAGACCUUGUUCAUACAACAAGCCAGCCCAAGUCACCACUGCCUUGAGCAAUUGACUCAUCCGCCUGAGCUAGCAGCAUACGAUCACUGAGGACAUGGUCAGGUGGUGAGUCCCCAUAUUUGUUGUCCCCUAACCACCACUGACAUUUGCUAGUGGUGUUCCCCUCCUCUUUCCAUUGUAACAAAAAUGUUUAAAAAUCCACAGGGCCCAAUUGGGUUCAGUACUACCCCAAUCAGAGUAGAAUGAGCUUUUAUUUGUCCUCAGCCCUUUCUGCCUUGCCCUGCCCUGUUUGGCUGGAGGAGGGGGAAGCAAUAAAAAGAACAGAGAUGCCUAGAGAAGCUGUUUUUGUCUGAGGCCCUAGACCUUUGUCUGUUUUGGCAGCCAGAUGGGAGACUGACCUCGCAUCAACCCACUUGUGCUCACAGAACAUAGCUUUGUGCUGAUCAGCCUGAUCAUGUGAACUCUCCACUGAUCUGCUAACUCCCUAUAUCUCAUUGAUUGGAUUCUGCUGUUUCUUGAAGUGCUGACCCCUCUCUUGUGUGUGGGAGGAACAGGGCCUUAAUGUUGGAACGGUCAGAUGCAAAAAUGUGAUCCCUCAACAGCAGCACAGCAAAUCUUGCCCGACGUAGAUAACACAGGGGCUUCUGCUAUGGUCAAAUGGACCUAAACAUCGUGCCCUUAUGAUAUUCAUCAGGGUAUUGGCAACUAGAGAGCAGGGUGGGGAAGAUUCAAACUAUGUUUCUUUCAUUCCCUCCUGUACCCCUACCCUUGCCUCAAGCAAUAUUACAGAGGGUCCAUAGUUUUAUUUAACUCAUUUCUCUGGGCAAAUCUAUCAGGCCUGCUCAAAAGAGAGUUGCUCACUAAGCUGAAAGAAAACAUGAUUUGAGCUUGUUACUUCUGUCAAGCAAUUUCUCCUUCCCGCUAUUGCUUACUCUUUCUACUUUGAGAAGGAAUUAAAUGUCCGUCAUUUCAAAUGUUAGCAUCUAGGGAUGUGAGGGUUUAAAAUAUUUUUAUCCUAACUCCCAUGGACUUGGCAUUUGGGCAUGCUGGCAGGAGCUGGUAGGAGUUGGAGUCCAACAGCUGGAAGACUAGAAGUCUCCUUACAUGUCCGUUAGAUUCUGGCGCCUGGCUCCUUUUUAAAUUUUUUCUCCAGUAUUACAUUUCAGUGUGUUCCCAUGUGAAAACUUCUACUAAAUCCUGGAAUACUUCAGCGAUGCCUUUUUGCUCACUCUGUAUACUUAGUACAGGAGAGGGGAACUCCUUUAGGUAUUAUGGGUUGCUAACAUCUGUGCGCUUUAGCCCUUGUGGCCUAAAAGUUGGAAAUUAUAGAAGUCAUAAGCCAACAUCUGGAGAACCACAAGUUCCUCACCACUAGUUUGCCAAUUCCUUUUUCUUUGAAAUCUUGGGAUUCAAAUCUAAGUUUUAGACUGGUAUUAAGCCUUGAAGUCAUACACAACAAGCAAGAAUCUGCCCCCUCCUUCCCCCCUUGUAACUACUGCUCAGCAAUAACCAGCUUCAAAUAGUAACUAUGAUGAAGUUGGGUUCCCAGGAAAAUUUGAACCUUUCCAGGCAUUUCUGAAAUACACAUAAGAUUCAUUUUGGAGCAAACAACUCGGGUUACAAGAGCUAAAUUUAACUGUUGCAGGCUUGGCCAAAGGUUGCUCCAGCUAGACUGUAUAGUUGGGGGCGGGGGGUGAGCUUAAUAGCCAAAACAGCUUCUUCUGGUACCUCCUUGGUGCAGAGUUUGCUUGGGUGAGAGAUGCAAUCUGCAUUACUUUUUCCAUUGGCCAGAUCCCUAUACCAGGAGUGUGUCUCAGAAGUCCUCCAUGACAGCAGUCCAAAGUGUUACGGUUUAUGCUAAGUCCCAGGAACAAUUAUCCCUGAAGCCAGUGUACCCAGAGAACCCAGAAUAGUGUUUGCAGGUGCCUUGUUUUGUUUUAAGCCAAAGCAAUGGUACAUAGGAUUCAUUUGUGGAACCUAUCUUAUAAGACAGGCUAGUCAGAUGCCACCAACAGGGCUUUUCAGGCAUUUGGGGUACACAUUGCAGGCUUCCUUUCAGAAAUUCCAGUUUGGUAUACCAUAUAUAUAUUGUGUUUACUUCGUAUAUUUUCUUGUGAACUCACAAGAGCCAUGGACUUAACAUUUGCAAACUUUCUGCACAGGUCUUCUCUUGAGAAGAGUGUAAAAGAAUGUUUCCAACUAGUUGAAACUUACUCCUUAAACUGAGACAAAAGUGCUUGGGGGUUUAUUAUAUUUAAUUCUUUGGUUGACUCCACUUCAGUGUUAUUUGGACUGCCUGGCAUUUAAUAGUUGUUACCUAUCCUGCACUGCAAAGCAAGUUUCUGAAAGUAUCUUUUGGUCACAAGGGCUGGACUCUGUGAAAUAUCAUAAUUUCUGCAGGAUUUAAGGCUGAGCUAUACCCCUUUUCUGCAGUGGGAUGUAUUUGAAAUAACUUUGCCAGCAGAGCUCCCCCAUAACUUCUCUUCAGAAUUAAGGCUCCUGUACAGCAUACUUUUCUUCUCCUUGACUUGUGGCAGUACAGGUAGUCCUCAACUUAUGACCACAACUGGGACCGGGGCUUCCAUCACUAAGUGAUAUGAUGGUUAAGUG
Messenger RNA from Python bivittatus (Burmese python), 6013 nucleotides. It is a transcript of the gene SESN2, whose product is annotated as sestrin 2. Gene Ontology annotation, cellular component: nucleus. The record is from RefSeq and is a predicted model, not a curated record. NCBI's taxonomy places the organism in Eukaryota, Metazoa, Chordata, Lepidosauria, Squamata, Pythonidae. Gene Ontology annotation, biological process: cellular response to L-leucine; regulation of response to reactive oxygen species; cellular response to leucine starvation. Gene Ontology annotation, molecular function: oxidoreductase activity, acting on peroxide as acceptor; L-leucine binding.